AUGCCCAGCCCAGCAGAGUUGGUUUCAGACAAUCAUGACCUCAACGCUGGUGCAAUUCGCUGCUUCAAGGAUGGCGAUGUUAGUACACCUGUCCUCCCAGCUGAUUUGGACAAUGUGAUGUCAUCCAUUUUGGUAGGAGUAACAGUAAAAAAUGCACUCAACACUCGGAACAAGCAAAUCAUUUGCACCACGUUGAAAGUGCUCCAGCACCUGGUUGUGUCAGCUGACAUGGUGGGUGAGGCCCUGGUGCCUUAUUACCGUCAAAUCCUCCCCGUCUUGAAUAUCUUCAAGAAUGUAAAUGUCAAUACAGGAGAUGGCAUUGACUACAGCCAACAAAAAAGAGAAAACAUUGGAGACCUGAUUCAGGAGACUCUGGAGAUCUUUGAGCUCUAUGGAGGAGAAGAUGCCUUCAUUAACAUCAAGUACAUGAUCCCAACUUAUGAGUCAUGUAUUUACAACUGAACCAAAUAAACAGGUCUGAAGAAGUAUGUUGUAUUAAUUUAUGUAAGUAGGAAUUAUGUAAGACUAAAUGCAUCAAUUACACCAUCAAAUGAACUACAAUUGUGUUCUUGUUUCCUUUAUUGUUUAUCAACAAUUGUUUCUUUAUGAGUGUGUGCAUUUAAACUGCCGUUGGACUCAAACCUCAGAUGCUCUGAACAAUAAAAACAAUUUCC
Messenger RNA from Rhincodon typus (whale shark), 674 nucleotides. Its product is annotated as parkin coregulated gene protein homolog. The record is from RefSeq and is a predicted model, not a curated record. Bases 1 to 462 code for a protein of 153 amino acids. The transcript is spliced from 3 exons. Gene Ontology annotation, molecular function: Hsp90 protein binding; Hsp70 protein binding. Lineage: Eukaryota; Metazoa; Chordata; Chondrichthyes; Orectolobiformes; Rhincodontidae. Gene Ontology annotation, cellular component: neuron projection; cytosol; vesicle.